Messenger RNA from Caenorhabditis elegans, 10634 nucleotides. RefSeq names its product Aminotransferase class I/classII large domain-containing protein (gene T04F3.1). Bases 166 to 10548 code for a protein of 3460 amino acids. NCBI's taxonomy places the organism in Eukaryota, Metazoa, Nematoda, Chromadorea, Rhabditida, Rhabditidae. Gene Ontology annotation, molecular function: pyridoxal phosphate binding. The record is from RefSeq and is marked reviewed. The transcript is spliced from 17 exons.
AUCAUUGUUAAUCAGUGUGAUGGGUGGGAGUGAGUAGUACGUGCUGAUACACUUCUUCCGCGCAUUUCCUAUAUCUCAUCUCUACCUUUUCAUUCACCCCGUUGUCUGCUUCUACUCUCUUUAUAUUCUUUAUUCAAUUUACUCUUGAAUGGCAUCGUUGAAAUUAUGAUGAUCGCAGCUCCGACAUCAUUGUCCAAGAACGUCGAAGACGGUGGCAACUUCUCAGCAGAUUCACCGCCAUCACUCAAUUCUGAUGACGAGCAACUCGACGACGCUCCGUUUUUGAGUCAUCAGUUGUCCGACGAUCACGAGUCAUUUUCUGAGAAGUUUCUACGCAACAUUCUGACACACGAUUAUCAGAAUCUGAUGCCACGUCGAAGAGAAAAAUUUGUUGAAAUCACGAAAACUGUCACUGUCACUGAGAUAGUCAACGGAGCACCAGACAAGCAUCCGUCUUCGUGUGAAGUUAAAGUGACAAACGUUUCGCCGGCUGGACCUCAUCCGGUUAACGUUUCCAUAAAACAUUUACACGAGAAAUGGCAUUCUUGUGAAGAGUUGGACAGAUCAGACAACGGAGAAGACUUGGGAAAAGGGACCGUAAUUCGUAUUCAAGAAACACAUAAACCAUUCAAUUGCACUCAAAAGAAACACCAAACAAAUAAAUUUGUAUAUGAAGACGUGAUUAACACAAAAAUGGAGAGCUCAACAAAAUCUCGUCAACCUCCAUCAGCCAAUAGUACACUUUUCAACCGGUCUAGUGAUAAUAUCAUAGAUUUAGAGUUUAGACAUCCAAUUCUUAGAGAGACAUCUGAAAAGAAAUCAGAAAGAACAGAACAGAAAGCAAAUGGAAAUAAUGGUACAAGGCGUCGCUUUGCGGAUUUAAGGAAAAGAGUGUCGACUACUACAAAGACUUCUGUAACUGAAACAGAGAAUGUGACAACUACAAGAAGAAGUAGCAGUGCUCAUAGUACUCAUUCAAAGAGAAGCUCCGCAAAACCAGAAGUUCAUACACUGUAUUACCGGAAAUUUGUGGACGAAGAAACAAAAGGAGCAGAUGAUGAUUCAAGUGAUUCUGGAAGUGUUAUAAUUUAUAGAGAUGCUGUCACACGACGUUCUCGCUCAGCUGAUCCUCUUCAGAAUUCAUCUCCAACAAUGUCACCGAUUGCUCCACCAAGAAAACGAUUAGGAAGAGAAGAAUCAUUGCAUUAUUAUCGAGAUGAUGACGAAGUUAUUCAAGAGCAAUCAAGUACUGAGAAGAGUCGAAGAGUUACUGUAAAAUCUCCUGAACCAGGAAAUACAUCAGUUUCUAUGAAUGAUAAUGUUGAAGGUCGAAAUUUAACUGCAGGAAUUACAUCUAUAUCUAUGAAUGAUUCGUGUACAGAUACUUCAUACGAGUCAAGAUUUUCUACAAUUCCACGGGCAAGGAGUUCACCUCCAGGAAAUCAUCGGGUCAAUCAUAUUCAGGUCAACGUAAUCGGUCCGAUAAGAGUUUCAGAACCGGAAAGUAGGCAUCCAGUCGUUGGAAGUGUAGGCGAAGAUGUAACAAUGGAUAUUUAUAUUGAGAGAAGAAGAUCUGGAUCAAAUCCAAGAAGAGAUUCACAUGUUUCUUUUGAAACAUUAGAAGCUCCGCCUAAACCACCAAGAAGAUCAAAAUAUGAUGAACAUAUUCGAAUUGGAGAUCCAAUUGCCACAUCUACUCCAAUGACAACAAUCGAAAGAAAACAGACAAGAGAAGAAAGAGUUUCAACUGAAAGUGGUCAAUCUAGUAGGAAAAGUACAAGAAGUUCUCGUCCUCCAGAUAUAAAUAUCAUUGAGUGUGAAACCUUCCUCAAAGAAACACGUUCUCCGGCAAGAACUCCAGCUACUCCAAUUGUAGUUAUCAAUCAGACUCCAUCUUCACGAAGAAGUUCACAAGAUUUGCUCGGCGAGCCAGGGCAAAGACGCCGAAAGAGCACAGUAACAGAUAUUGAUUGGUAUGCUGCAUUUAAUAUGAAGGAUCCAUCUUCACCAACUAAAAUUGCUCGUCCUUCAUUUGCUUCUCAUAAUGAAGAGAGAAAAGCUUCGAGAGAUCUCAGAAGACGUGCUUCAGAUUCUUCCAUGAUUGGAAUUCCACCAGCAGAUAUCGAUUUAAAUCAGAUUUUUCUGUGUACAGUCCCACCGGAAAUCAAGAAAGAUGAAAAGUGUCAAUGCAAUGCUUGUCGAUUAAUUCGAAUGUCUGAAGCUGAGAGAGCAGUUCGAAUUGAGAGAUCGGGUCGGUCAAGGCAGAGUAGAUCAUUUACCAGAACCACUGAAUUUGAAACUCGUUCCAGUACACUUCCAUCAAGACACCGAACUGCUCCAGUUGACAUUGAACUUGAAGAUAUUUUCAAUCCAAAGCCAUUCUCCCAUCCAUCUGCCAAUUCGAAGCCUCCGACACCUCCAAAUCGUCGUCGUCAUCCUCCAUCUGCUUCAGUUGCACAUUCACAAUCAUCCUUCGUUGAUGAGUCACCGUCGCAACAUUUUGUCACAACUACUAUCGAUCGUAACCAGGUGACACCGGUGACUACUACCACAACUAACAUGAGGGAAUCAGGUCCUCUGUUGCAUGAAAAUUCUCACAAUCAGUUGCUUUCAUCUUCUGAUAACUGGGUUGCACAGAUGAUGAACGAUGCUAGUGAAUGGGAAAAUAAUGUUUCUAGUCGAAAAUCUUCAAUAUUAUCAACUUCUUCAACAUCAGCUAGAAAGGCUUCAGUUGCCAGGAGAAUUAGUGUAGAUGAAUUGACAAAACCCGAGAAAAGAAAGUCUCGUCAAGCUGUUCCUCUUCCACCAUCUGAUGUUAGUAUUGAUGAUAUUUUCACUGCAUUGACACCAAGAAAAGAAGAAGUUCAAUCAGAAAGAAAAACAUUCAUAGUGACACGAAAACAGAGAGCACAGGACGUUGAUGCUAUCGAUUUUGAAAAAGAUCGUGAAACACCAAUAGCUCCCCCAAGAAGUGGAAAACGAAAAAGUGAUGCAACUGAAAAUCAGCCAGAAAUUACUUUGGAACUGGAUGUUGAAAAACACGAGAUUGAUUCUUCAAAAGUUUCCACUUCUACUAUUAAUUUGAAUGACGAAAGUAUGGAAACACGGAACACGAAUGAUUCAAAAGACUCAUUCGAUGAUGAAGUCAACCCAAGAAAUCAACGUUUAGUCGUUGAGAUACCAUUUUCUGAACCAAGAGUCACAUCAACUGCUACAAUUCAACUAGAAUCUUCGGAUGUCGCUGGAGAAAACUCUGAAAACAAGAGACCUGUCAUUUCAAUGAGAUCCAAAUCAGAAAUUGCCAAGAAGGAGAAAGAUGCUCAACGAUCUGGUUUUGUUAUUAUCCCUCACUCUAAAGAACAUAUUCUUGAUGAAUCCAAUAUUUCGAUGGACGAUGUGUUCAACACAACUCCGCAUGAUCAAUGUCGAGUCCCGGAUAUUGAUGCAGAUUCAUCUAAGCACACAUCUUCUGAUUCGAGAGAAGUUUCAACUGUCACUAUCAAUUUGGACAAUGUUUUCCCUACGGAAGAGCCAAAGCUUGUAGCGAAAGAUAACUGUGAAAUAGAAGCGGAGGAAGAACGGAUAGGAAAGCGAAUUAAGCAAUUUGAACGCACAACUGGUGAACAAGAAAUUUCGAAAAAUUCUGAGCCAACUGAAGAUGAGAUGCCUGAUGAGAAAGACCACAGAACAUCAGCAGUCAGUAUUGAUUUGGAUAAAGUGUUUGUUCAAGGAACUGCUAAAAAGCCUGAAAAUGAUGAAUUCGACGAAAAGAUAAAAAGAGGAAUUGCUGAGUUUGAACGGUCAAAGCAAGAGAAAGAAGUGCAAAGAUCUGGUGUAGCUGAAACUUCUCACUCUGGCAAGCACAUUUUUGAUGAAUCUAAUAUCUCAAUGGAUGAUGUGUUCAAUACAUCCCAGAAGUAUAAAUCAGAUGAGAAGUUAUCUACGCCAGAAAGGACAGUGGAGCCCGAGGUUUCGACGGCUACUAUGAAUUUAGAUAACAUCAUUUCUGCAUCGGGAAUUGCAACAAGGGAGGAAAACACCAACGUACUCGAAGAAGAGGAAAGAAUUCAGAAGCGAGUCGAAGAAUUCAAGAAAACUACAGAAAACCUGGAAAUCCAAAAAGAAGUUGUGUUAACCAAAGAAGAAGUUGACAAUUCUGAUGUGAAAGAACAUAGAACAUCUGCUGUCAACAUUGAUUUGGAAAAGGUUUUCAUUCACGGAUCGUCCAAAAAGCCUAAAAAUGACGAUGAGAAGAUAAGACGUGGAAUAGCUGAGUUUGAAAGAACAAAACAAGAGAAAGAAGCUCAACGAUCUACUGUAAUUGAGACCUCUCAAUCUAACAGUCGCAUUUUCGAAGAAUCGAGUAUUUCGAUGGACGAUGUAUUCAAUAACUCUUUGCACAAUGAAAGCCAAGUAUCUGAAAUUACAGAGGCUUCUGAUCCAUCUGACCUAGUUUUAACUUCUACUACUUUCCAUAACGUCAUUGAAGAAAAAAUCGAUGAUGAUGUAACAAAGACCGACAGUAAUGUCGAAGAGGAGAAGGAGCAAGUUCGGUUAAGAAUUGAUGAAUUCAAAAGACCAACAGAAGAGCAAAAUCUCCAAAAAGAAUUUGAAUUGACUAAAAAAGAAGAAGAAUAUUCUGUGAAGAUGGAAAACAGAACAUCCGCAGUCAGUAUCGAUUUGGACAAAGUUUUUGAUCAAAGCUCCAAAGAAACAACUGUAAGCAAUGAAACUGACGAAAAGAUAAAAAGAGGAAUUGCUGAGUUUGAACGGUCAAAGCAAGAGAAAGAAGUGCAAAGAUCUGGUGUAGCUGAAACUUCUCACUCUGGCAAGCACAUUUUUGAUGAAUCUAAUAUCUCAAUGGAUGAUGUGUUCAAUACAUCCCAGAAGUAUAAAUCAGAUGAGAAGUUAUCUUCGCCAGAAAGGACAGUGGAGCCCGAGGUUUCGACGGCUACUAUGAAUUUAGAUAACAUCAUUUUUGCAUCGGGAAUUGCAACAAGGGAGGAAAACACCGACGUACUCGAAGAAGAGGAAAGAAUUCAGAAGCGAGUCGAAGAAUUCAAGAAAACUACAGAAAACCUGGAAAUCCAAAAAGAAGUUGUGUUAACCAAAGAAGAAGUUGACAAUUCUGAUGUGAAAGAACAUAGAACAUCUGCUGUCAACAUUGAUCUGGACGAUGUCUUCAUUCAAAGAUCUUCUAAACAUCCUGAAAAUGACGAAGACGAUGAGAAGAUAAGACGCGGAAUAGCUGAGUUUGAAAGAACAAAACAAGAGAAAGAAGCUCAACGAUCUGCUGUAAUUGAGACCUCUCAAUCCAACAAGCACAUUUUUGACAAAUCAAACAUUUCGAUGGAUGAAGUAUUCAACGAAUCGCAAAAUGGCCAGAAAGAUUCGAGUAAUAUUGAUAUGAAGGAAACUGAUAUGCCAGAAAAAGAAAGAGAUGACCAGAGAUAUGUAGAUGUGCACAGGGACAAGAAACCUUUCGAAAAUGGAGAAUUUGAACCAACGUUUAACGGCUCUAAAAUAUCGAAUGAGCCGAAACAAAUUUCAAUCACAACUAUCAAUUUGGACAAUGUUUUUCCUACGGAAGAGCCAAAGCUUGUAGCGGAAGAUAACUGUGAAAUAGAAGCGGAGGAAGAACGGAUAAGAAAACGAAUUAAGCAAUUUGAACGCACAACUGGUGAACAAGAAAUUUUGAAAAAUUCUGAGCCAGCUGAAGAUGAAACGUCUGAUGAGAAAAAACACAGAACAGCAGCAGUCAGUAUUGAUUUGGAUAAAGUGUUUGUUCAAGGAACUGCUAAAAAGCCUGAAAAUGAUGAAUUCGACGAAAAGAUAAAAAGAGGAAUUGCUGAGUUUGAACGGUCAAAGCAAGAGAAAGAAGUGCAAAGAUCUGGUGUAGCUGAAACUUCUCACUCUAGCAAGCACAUUUUCGAUGAAUCUAAUAUCUCAAUGGAUGAUGUGUUCAAUACAUCCCAGAAGUAUAAAUCAGAUGAGAAGUUAUCUACGCCAGAAAGGACAGUGGAGCCCGAGGUUUCGACGGCUACUAUGAAUUUAGAUAACAUCAUUUUUGCAUCGGGAAUUGCAACAAGGGAGAAAAACACCGACGUACUCGAAGAAGAGGAAAGAAUUCAGAAGCGAGUCGAAGAAUUCAAGAAAACUACAGAAAACCUGGAAAUCCAAAAAGAAGUUGUGUUAACCAAAGAAGAAGGUGACAAUUCUGAUGUGAAAGAUCAUAAAGCAUCUGCUGUCAACAUUGAUUUGGACGAUGUUUUCAUUCAAAGAUCUUCUAAACAUCCUGAAAAUGACGAAGACGAUGAGAAGAUAAGACGCGGAAUAGCUGAGUUUGAAAGAACAAAACAAGAGAAAGAAGCUCAAAGAUCUACUGUAAUCGAAACUCAAUACUCUAGCAAGGACAUGUUUAAUGAAUCUGAUAUUUCACUGGAUGUUGUGUUCAAUACAUCCCAGAAGGAUAAAUCAGAUGAGAAGUUAUCUUCGCCAGAAAGGACAGUGGAACCCGAGGUUUCGACGGCUACUGUGAAUUUGGAUAACAUGGUUGCACUGUCUAAGGAAAGAAGGAAAGAAAACAACGAAACACAAGAAGAAGAGGAACAAAUCCAGAAGAGAGUUGAGGAAUUUAAAGAAAGUACGGAGGAGCAGAAAAUCCAGAAAUCUAUUGAGUUAACGAAAGAAGAAUGCACCUCUGAUGAGAAAGAACUCAAAACCUAUUCUGGAAGUAUUGAUUUGGAUAAGGUCUUCAUUCAAGGAUCUUCUAAAAAGCCUAGAAAUGAUGAAUCCGAUGAAAGGAUCAACAGAGGAAUUGCUGAGUUUGAAAGAACGAAGCAAGAGAAAGAAGCCCAACGAUCUGUUGUAGUUGAGACUUCUCCAUCCAACAAGCACAUUUCAGAUGAAUCGAGCAUUUCAAUGGAUGAAAUCUUCAGCAGGUCCCAAGACAACAAAAGUACUUCUAAUUUUGAAAAGUCAGGUUCAAUACCAAUUAUAGUCCUGCCUGGAGAAGAAAAAGAAGUAGCAUCUGCUAGUAUCAAUUUGAAUGGUGUAUUUUUGGAAGGAAAACAGAAGACAUCCACUGAUUACGGGAGAGAAAAGGUCAAUAAGGUUCAAGAGAAUAGCGGAUCUUAUUCUACUCGGCAUGCUAUGGAUGGUGCUAGCAUAUCUUUGGAUGAUAUUUUCAAUACUUCAUCAACUUCACAAAAGACUGAAACUGACAAAAUUGAUAACUCUCAAGAAUUUCCUCAACUUUCCAAACCAGUUCUCAAAUCUUCGAUUUCUCUGGAUGACUUAUUCAACAACACUUCAGGAAUUGAAAAGACUACAUCCGAGAAGACAACAACUACAACUACCACUAGAACUGAAACAACAACUGACACUUAUUCAAAGCGGUCAACAUCAACUCUUGUUGAUCGUUUUGGAUAUGAAACUGCCACACCUCCAGCCAUUUCAAUCGCAGCCAUAUCUUUUGAUCAACCAUCUUCUUCUUCGCCCCAAGCUUUUCCUCGUAGUAAACAUCAGAAUCUUUCUUCUCUAACAGUUCCAGGAAAAUGGAAUGAGUCAAUGAUGUCAAAUACAUCAACAAUAAGUCUAGAUGAUUCAUUCAAUAAUUCAUUUUCAAAAUCUAACACUUCACAAGUAUACGAACCAAGAAUGAGAAAACCAUUGACUCUUCCUGUUGAUAAUUGGAUUGAUAAUUUGGUAUCAGAAGCAACAAAUGAAGCCACCAAAGAAGCACCGAAAACUCCAAAAAGUGACACUCUCAACUAUUUCCGAUCACCAACAAGAAUAAGUCAAGAGAUUAAAUAUGAAUGGGUAGCUGAUAUGAUUGGAGAUAUUGAUAGAAAAAACAAAGGAGGACAUCAAUCAGAAGAGGAACAUCUCCAGAAACAUGAUAGCACAUGGGUAUCAAGUGUCGUGUAUCGACCAACAUUAGAAACAAGUGCAUAUACUUUACGAUCAAGUCAACUCAACACAGACUGCAAAAUGGAAAUUGAUUUAGAAAAUGUAUUUGAUGAAUGUUUAAUGGGAAAGAAAAAAGAUGAUGAACAUUGUGAAUGCUCAGCUUGUCGACUCACAGAACAAGAGUUGGAAGAGAUCAAAAAGAGAAAGAUCGAGCUUGAAAACAUGACAAGUGAGCAGAAAAUUAUUAUCUCCGAACCAUCAGAUAGAAGAAAAUCAGUAGACUUUUCGAACCCAUCGCAAAUUUCACUUAAUGAAGUUUUCAGCCCUGAAGUUCCUCUUCGUAUCGAAACCGAACACGCCCCAGCACCUUCUACGUCAUCACCUCCUCUUGAGUCAACUAGAAUUUAUUACCUUUCUCCAAAAGUAUCUGAGACGGUUACAACAACUCAUCAAUGGAAAGAUGCUGGUAUUCCAAUGGAUGAAAUCUUCAGUCCAGUAUCGUCUACCGCAGAUGGUAAUCGUAGAUUCUCAAACUUCUACGAAGACCGUAGUGGAUGGGAUACUAUUGGAAGUGAAGAUAGUGGAGUUAUGUCAGGUGGUGAUAGAGGAAGAAGAAGAUCAACAAGAAUUACGGAUCAAGUUAUCGAUGAAGCAUUCCAAGGAAUUUUCGAUUCACAACCAUCAACUUCUACAGCUCAUCCGAAGCCAGUGAGAACUGAAACUCAUUAUGACGAUUACUACAUUACUUCCCUUCAACAGGAAGAUCUAGAUGCAACUGAUUCUGAAGUUGAUGGAGAAAAUCUGGAUGUGAGCACAUUUGUGGAUGAUAUUUUAGGAAAGAGCAUGGAUGAGGCUGCAUUUUUGAGUAGUACUAAAUCACUCAGAGAGCACACAGAUACAUCAAUCGAUCGAAAAAAGUCAGGGGAAAAAGUUCAUUCAUACUACCGAAAUCGAACGGAUACAUCAAUAGACAAACGCUCAAAACCCGAAGUAAUCACUGAAGAUUUGGAGACGUCAGAACUACAAGAUGAAAUUAUGAAAUUAGUAUUCGUAGAGCCAUCAGUUUCUAAAUCUGAUUCAUCAGCUAACAUCAAAGCUUCUCAAAACAAAUCCACAACAAAACCAUGUGACGAAGAGUUGCUGGAAAUUGAAAUCAAGUCAGAAUACUUCCUUAUCAAAGGAUCCUACUCACUUCUUAUUCCAAAAUCAGACCCUCUUGGAAAAAUGUUACAAAAACUCCGCGAGCAGAACGAUUCAUUGGCAACUCUUGAUUUCUCACUUACAAGAAAGCUCAAAAAGUUAUUAGUCAAUUGUAUUCGGGAAAAAGCAGGCAGCUUGGAUAUGGUAUCUAUGUCUUCGCAGUAUGAAGGACUCUCGUCUCGCGGUCAGAGUUUAAUCGAGUCCAUCGAUCACGCUUCGGCUACAUUUUUGAAGAUGAACGUAGACAAAUACGAACCAACACGCAAUCCUAACGGAGUCGUUAACUUUUGCACUGCCGAGAAUAACAUUUGCACUCCGCUUUUAGAAGAUCGGUUCAAACAUCUUGAAUUGUUUUUCCCAAACAUCGAACAUCUAGUGAGAUAUCCACCAGCUGGGGGAUGGCCUGAAACUCGAAGAGUUCUUGUCAAAUAUUUCAAAGAGUUUAUGGGUGCUGGAGUGACAAUUGAUGAGCUUGUAUUGACAGCUUCAACGAGAACUGGUUAUGAUGUUACAAGCUAUUGCUUGUUUGAACAAGAUGACAUUUUGUUGACCAAUGGACCGAUUUACACUGGUACCAUUUCAAAUGUGCAGGAAAAAGCUCAAUGUCAAGUGGUGUGUGUAGAGACUGAUCUUUCCAACCCACGUCUUGAUGUUAAAAUGUAUGAAGCAGAGUUGAAUCGACAAAUCGCCCUUGAGAAUACAGUUUCUGGUGUAAUUAUUGUUAAUCCACACAAUCCUCUGGGUGUGACGUUCCCUCCUGAACAAGUCAUCAGUCUGUGUAAUUGGGCUUCCUCGAAAAACUUGAGAGUUGUGAUUGACGAAGUUUUUGCAAACAGUGUCUUCGAUAAAUUGAAUUCAAAGUUCCGACCAUUCCUGUCUUAUCGUCAUCGUCUACACCGUCCUGAUAGUGUCGCAUGGUUAUGGAGUGUUAGCAAGGAUUUUGGACUUCCAGGACUCAAGUUUGCAGUGAUACAUACAACGAAUGAAGGACUUUGUCAAGCGGCAACAAAACUGCAAAUGUACUAUCCGUGCUCCCCAUUCGUUCAAGAUUUUGCUGUGAACUUAUUGUCUGAUUCAGAAUGGCUACGAGAGUUCCAUCGUGAAGUGAACAAACGUAUUUCAAUCCACUAUCGCUACACUUCUGAUAAUUUGAAACGUUUGGAAAUCCCAUUUAUUCCAGCUCAAGCAGGAAUAUUUGUUUUUGCCGACUUCUCCAAGCAUCUUACUUCGUUGGAUUCUGUAGGAGAACUUGCAUUGUUUGAGCGUCUUGCUGAAGCAGGAGUAAUGCUGACUCCGGGUGUUCAUCAGAAAUGUCACGUGUUUGGAUGGUUCCGCAUUGUGUUUGCCUGCACGAAAGAAGAGCUUGAAGAAGGAUUCAGAAGACUUUACAUCCAUUUGGGAAGUCAACUACAACCCGUAGGAACUGUUGAAUAUUAAUAAUUAACUAGAUUGCUUUACGUUUUUUUUCAAAUUUUAAUUGUUCACACCUACUUAUUUUAUGUGAUGCGCCCCCCCCCCCCCCC